GAUAGACACAAUGUCCAAUUUCACAAUGUGCCAUCAACUUAACUAGAAAGAGUGGAAUGCUGUGUUACAAUUAGUGUUAUUUUAGUAAUAUUUUUACAGCAUAUAGUCUACAGUGAAUGCUUUGGAAAGUGAUAACAAAUAAGUACAGUAAGUGAGAACAAAUAUUUGAUUGCACAAAAAAGUGGACUAGUUUAUUAAAUCGUCCAAGGAAUCGUGUCGUAUGAUGAAUUUCAUCCGCGUAUUAGUGGCGUGUUGCGUGUGCUAUAUUGUUGUAAUAAUGUUAGAUAACGCGUGUUGGGUUAUGAGUGCUUCAGACGAGUGCACGAGGAGAAUGACUUAGUUAUUUUAUGUUGACAGUCGCUACAAAGCUCGCAGUCGCUUAGUCUCGCCACAGAAGCGCAACGGGCGCGUGUCAACGCAUUUUAAAUUAUGGCAGCGGACCAGGUAUUCCACUCGCGUUCCUUGGGUAUUCCCUCCGAGGGUGUAAAAGAUCAGUACGCUGACGGCAAAGCGGCAAAAACAUGGAACAAGUUCAUCGGAGAUAGUAAUCAAAGAACGCAGAACUACAAAGACUUCUUGAUCGGUCUCUUGAAGAACAACGGCUGCAAGACUGUUCUGGACGCCGCUUGUGGUACUGGGAUAGACUCCAUGAUGCUGGUGAAUGAAGGGUUUAAAGUGGUGUCGGUUGAUGCUUCGGACAAGAUGUUGAAGCACGCUCUCAAAGCUCGCUGGGAGAAGAGAAAGAACCCCAAAUAUGAUGAUUGGGUAAUUGAAGAAGCCAACUGGGAGACACUCCCGCAAGACAUCGAGACGUUUCUACCAGAUACCCAGUUCGACGCCGUCAUAUGUCUCGGGAACUCGUUCGCCCAUUUGUUGGAUGAGUACGGAGACCAAAGGAUGCAGAAGCUGUGUCUGAGCAACUUCGCGAAAUGCCUGAAGCCAGGCGGCCUCCUGUUUAUCGACCACAGGAACUAUGAUGCGAUGAUCAACACUGGAGCCACUCCGGGGCAUUCAAUUUAUUAUAAUUGCAAAUACCCGGUUGAUAUCAAGACCUCGGUUCUGGUCGUACGAGGUAGAGCCGAACUCGUCGCAUUAGACUACUGCAUAGAUACUUCAAACGAUGGGAGCAAACAGGAAAAGAGUGAGUUCCGUCUAUGCUACUACCCACACAAGCUAUCAACAUUCACGAGCAUGCUGGACGAGGCAUUCGACAACCGAGCCCGGCACCACAUCUACGGAGACUUCCAGCCGCUGGACAAGGUCCCCGUCCCUGCCUUCUACAUACACGUCAUGCAGAAGACUAAAAAUUAAACAAUAAUUUGCAUCUGAAAAUGAUCCGUAUUUCCAACACUUUUAAGGAAAAUUUGUUUAGCUUAAAGUAGAUUCUAGGAUCUGUUUAGAUCAACGUCAAUUUUAAAUUCUUUUGAUUUAAGACUGAUUGGAAAUAAUUUUGAUUUACUUUUUUCUUUCGCUGUAAUACUUACAUGGCAUUAAAUAGUUAAUAAACUGUUGACAAA
Messenger RNA from Bombyx mori (domestic silkworm), 1517 nucleotides. RefSeq names its product glycine N-methyltransferase. Lineage: Eukaryota; Metazoa; Arthropoda; Insecta; Lepidoptera; Bombycidae. Gene Ontology annotation, molecular function: S-adenosyl-L-methionine binding; glycine N-methyltransferase activity; glycine binding. The coding region runs from base 430 to 1311 and encodes 293 amino acids. Gene Ontology annotation, biological process: regulation of gluconeogenesis; one-carbon metabolic process; protein homotetramerization. The record is from RefSeq and is a predicted model, not a curated record. Gene Ontology annotation, cellular component: cytosol. The transcript is spliced from 6 exons.